Molecule: messenger RNA, 3839 nt
Organism: Chelmon rostratus (copperband butterflyfish)
Lineage: Eukaryota; Metazoa; Chordata; Actinopteri; Chaetodontiformes; Chaetodontidae
Gene: abcd1
Product: ATP-binding cassette, sub-family D (ALD), member 1
Exons: 17
Coding region: 592-2847 (751 amino acids)
Biological process (GO): very long-chain fatty acid catabolic process; peroxisome organization; long-chain fatty acid import into peroxisome
Cellular component (GO): peroxisomal membrane
Molecular function (GO): ABC-type transporter activity; long-chain fatty acid transmembrane transporter activity; ATP hydrolysis activity
Source: RefSeq, a predicted model, not a curated record
GUAACAUUUAACACCACAGAAAGGGUUAAAUAACAGCGAUGGAGUCACGAGUCUGUGGAGAGUAAAGGAAAGUUGUCUUUAACUGUGUGUCGUGAUCAGAUCUGGAUCACAUGAAGCAGAUUGAGCCGUUUAAACUCCGAGCUGGAAGUUCCGUGUUGUUAGCGGUUAGCUUCAGGUCGCUUCGCUCUUUGAGCUGCCGGGUUGUAAAACCUGGGUUAAAGUCAGUUUGGUGUCAGCUGGCAAGUAACGGGACCUGUGGCCCACAGUUCUGUUGAUGUAUUGUAUGUAUUUAUACUUUAAUGUGGACCACAGUGAACUACAGUAGCUGUGUACUGUUAGCCAGAGGCUAAUGCUAACAGUAACCGGAGCCGUUCACCAGCUCUACCGGAUCCUGUCGGUGUGAACGGGCUGAACGUGGAUGCUCAGCAGGUCACUGACUGAUUCUGGAUCAGUGUGUUUGAAUCAAAGUGUCGUUAAAGGUCGAGGAGCUCACAGUUACUGUGGAGUCUCAGACUCUGAGGUCAACAUGUUUCCGUGACAACAAGAUUGCAGUCCACAGUGCACCCCUCUGGGACCGCGUCCACUAUCAGCAUGCAACUCACCUAUGAGAAGCUGCCAGCUCAGCUGAGGCGGAGCUCCAGACUCCGGAAGCUGGCGGUCUUGCUGCUCGCCGCCUACUCAGUCAAAAAACUGUCACCAUACAUCUGGAGGAGGUUACAGAGGAGUGCUGCAGGUAAACAGCUGGGUGGAGCUAGUCUGCCUGUGGGUGUGGUCAGCACCUCCUCCUCCACCUCUGUGAACAAUAAUGGAGGCAAGAAGGAGAAGAGAGACAGCAGGUCUCCAUCAGUGAACAGGGACUUUAUCCUCAGACUGUCUCGUCUGUUGAAGCUCUUGUUUCCACGGUUACUGUGUCCAGAGAUCGGUCUGCUGGCUCUGCACUCUCUCACUCUGAUGUCCAGAACCUUCCUGUCAAUCUACGUCGCUGCUCUGGACGGUGUGAUCGUGAAGUGCAUCGUUCAGAAGGAUCCUCAGGCCUUCGUGCUGCAGCUCUCUAAGUGGCUCCUCGUCGCUGUUCCUGCGACUUUCAUCAACAGUGCCAUCCGAUUCCUGGAAGGUCAGCUGUCCCUCAGGUUCAGAGGCCGAUUGGUCGACCACGCCUACCAACUGUACUUCACCAACCAGACUUACUACCGCGUCAGUAACAUGGACGGUCGUCUGUCCAACCCUGAUCAGUCUCUCACCGAGGACAUCGUCAUGUUUUCGGCCUCCGUCGCCCAUCUCUACUCCAACCUGACCAAACCCAUCCUGGAUGUGAUCGUCACCUGCUACACCCUGCUACGCACCGCCCAGUCCAAAGGAGCGAACACCACAUGGCCGUCCGUCAUCGCUGGCCUGGUGGUGGUGCUCACCGCCAAAGUCCUGCGCUCCUGCUCGCCUCGAUUCGGGAAGCUGGUGGCCGAGGAGGCGAGGAGGAAAGGAGACCUGAGAUACAUGCACUCUCGCAUCAUCGCCAACUCUGAGGAGAUCGCAUUUUAUGGGGGACACAAGGUGGAGAUGGCCCAGCUGCAGAGGAGCUACAUGUCUCUGUCCUCUCAGAUCCACCAGAUCCUGCUGAAGCGUCUCUGGUACAUCAUGCUGGAACAGUUCCUCAUGAAGUACGUAUGGAGCGCCUCCGGCCUGGUGAUGGUCGCUGUGCCCAUCAUCACUGCCACAGGAUACUCCAAAUAUGACUCUGAGGAGGUGAAGCAGGCAGCCAUGGUGAUGAAGGAGGAGGAGCUGGUGAGUGAGAGGACGCAGGCCUUCACCACUGCCAGAAACCUCCUCAAUGCUGGAGCCGAUGCUGUCGAGAGGAUCAUGAGCUCAUACAAGGAGGUGACAGAGCUGGCAGGUUACACUGCUCGGGUCUCUGAGAUGCUGGACGUGUUCGAAGAUGUGAAUGAGGGAAUUUACCGUCGCUCUGCGGACAGAGAGAAGUUAACGGGUGGAGCAGGAGGAGAUGGAGGUGCUGUGGUUCAGCACGGCCAGAGAGUCUGUGGUCCACUGGAGAUCAGAGGUCAUGUGAUCAGUGUGGAGAAGGGGAUUCGCUGUGAGAACCUGCCAAUCAUUACACCGACCGGAGAUGUGGUGGUUUCUAGCCUCAACAUCCAGGUGGAUGAAGGCAUGAACGUGUUGAUCACAGGUCCAAAUGGCUGCGGUAAGAGUUCUCUGUUCAGGAUCCUCAGUGGACUGUGGCCUGUUUAUGGGGGAGUCCUGUACCGCCCGGAACCACAGCACAUGUUCUACAUACCACAGAGGCCCUACAUGUCAGAGGGGACCCUCAGGGACCAGGUGAUUUAUCCAGACUCUGUGGAGGAGAUGGUUCAGAGAGGAGUCUCAGAUACAGAUCUGGAGGAGAUCCUUCGGACUGUCCACCUGCUCUACAUCCUUGACAGAGAGGGAGGCUGGGAGUCAGUCAGUGACUGGAAAGACGUUCUGUCUGGAGGAGAGAAACAGAGGAUGGGAAUGGCUCGCAUGUUCUACCACCGCCCUCGCUAUGCUCUGUUGGACGAGUGUACAAGUGCCGUCAGCAUUGACGUGGAGGGAAACAUCUUCCAAGCUGCAAAGGAUGCUGGGAUAGCCCUGCUGUCAAUCACACACAGACCCUCCCUGUGGAAGUACCACUCUCACCUGCUGCAGUUUGAUGGAGAAGGAGGAUGGAAGUUUGAACCUCUGGACGCUUCUACUCGUCUGUCUCUGCAGGAGGAGAAACAUCGGCUGGAGAACCAGCUGUCAGGGAUUCCCAGGAUGCAGCAGAGACUGGCGGAGCUCUGUCUCCUCUUGGGGGAACGACAGGAGGAGGAGGAGUGAACCACAGAUGAAGAGGAGUCUCUCAGUCUCUGAUGGAGGAAAUAUGAUGAUUUUACUGGUUACCAUGGAGACACACAUAGAGCAGGUCGAUCAUGUGACGGAACUGCUUUUUAACUUGGACUCUCCUCAGGCUGACCAGAGUUUGUGUCCUGAGUCCACCGUCAGUGAUCCUGAUCAGAACUGGUAUCAUGAAGCUGGACAUGAACUGGACCAGUUCACCUUACCAGUCCAGCUGUGAGCUGCAGCUGGUUUUGACUGAUUACAGAGAAACAGAAAGAAUCUAAUGACAGCGCUAGAAGAAACACCACAAGUCAUGUAGAAAUAUUAACAGAAGGCUACGAGGUGUGUGGGUUCUUCUGUCUGUAGUUGUCUGUUCUGAAAGUGAUUCAGAGAAAAAGGAUCCUGUAGGAAUGACGUCACUCUGUCUCCUGUGAUCUGAUUGGUCUGUGGUCCAGCUCUGAACAGAUUUAAGUUAACCUGAUCUGUUACCAUGGUGAUCUACCUGGUUAACAAUUAGCUUCAUGAUACCGGAGAGCUGAUGACUCACUGAUGUCACUUACUGGUUCAGGCUCCUGAAAACAAACUGAUCUGAUAUCAGCUGAUUCUGAGGAAAUCAGCUGUGACUCAGUGGUCAGUGAUUCGCCGCAAAGAAACAAUCAGAAUAAACCUGACGAGUCAGAGUCAGUCACAGGCUGACUCCGGUCAUUUUGACGUCAUGUGACCAACUGCAGGUCAUUUUUGAAAUUGUGCCAAUUUGAGUCUUUUAUUGUUUUUACAAUCGGGUGGUUUUACUGGAGCUGCGUCAUCUGAUUCAGGCUUAUAUACGUUCAUAUAUACAUAUUCAUAUAUGUACUCAGUUUGUAUUGAGCAGCUCAGCUGAUGAUCAAUUAAUUAAAAACAUUAAUAAUUUAGUGUUUGAUCCAUGAAGAUGUUUAAUGUUUAUAUUGACACUUUGUAUGAAGAUGAUGAUUCAGUAGAAAAUAAAUAUGAUA